GGAAUUGUAGAAGUUCAAAUUUCCAUUUUCCCUGAGCACUUUAAGGAGUUUUUAUCCAUGAUGGCUUAAAAGAUGAGGUUUAAACUCCAUCUUUUGAAGAAGACUGUGAUACAAUCAAAUGCUACAGAACAGCUCCUAAAUGGGCUUUGUAGUAUCAGCAUGAUGACGACCCAGAGCGCGACCUCAGAACUCUUCUUUGUGUCCUUGGUUGUUCUGCUGGUGGUUCUGAUAGUUCUGCUGGUUCUCUGCUGCAUCCUCAAACGCAGCAGAAACAGAAACCUCACAGAGCUGAAGAUCUCAGGAGGAAGACCCACUCGCACCCUGACCAUCAGAGCUGAGCUAGACCAUGCCUACCAGCUGCUGGACCACCUGCUGGACCGACUCUUCCUCAAGGUGGAACCAGGGACAGAAUCUGGAGAUGAACUAGAAGAAGAAAUCAGAGAAGAACCUGGAGAUGAACUUGGAGACGAAGCGCAAGGAGAACGUAGAUCAUAUUCUGCAUUAGACCCAAAGCUUUCAACAGCAGCUUCUCUUCCCAGCAGAGCUGUGAACACUCUUCAGAACAAACUGUGGAAAUGGAUCACUGUUGCAACUCCUCCUUCAGCCCCUCCUUCUCCUCCUCCCGCCAAUCAGGAUCAAACCGACGACGACUCCUCUCACAAUGCCUCCUGCAGUUACCUGAAGGAGGAGCAACAUGAUAAGUCAAAACUUUAGAUAGAAAUAAAAUAACAUACUACUGUAA
Molecule: messenger RNA, 742 nt
Organism: Micropterus dolomieu (smallmouth bass)
Lineage: Eukaryota; Metazoa; Chordata; Actinopteri; Centrarchiformes; Centrarchidae
Exons: 5
Coding region: 73-714 (213 amino acids)
Source: RefSeq, a predicted model, not a curated record